Messenger RNA from Pteronotus mesoamericanus, 16062 nucleotides. RefSeq names its product AHNAK nucleoprotein 2 (gene AHNAK2). Gene Ontology annotation, cellular component: nucleus; costamere; cytoplasm. Gene Ontology annotation, biological process: regulation of RNA splicing. Lineage: Eukaryota; Metazoa; Chordata; Mammalia; Chiroptera; Mormoopidae. Gene Ontology annotation, molecular function: protein binding. The record is from RefSeq and is a predicted model, not a curated record.
AUGUGCGACUGCUUCCACAUGGUGCUGCCCACCUGGCCCGGAGCCCCCGGCAGUGGGCCCGGCCGGCAGCUGCAGCCCGGGGUGCCAGACGCAGACGCCGAGGGCCACGCUGUCACCGAGGGGCCCGCGGACGAGAUCAUCCGGCCGCGGCCACAGGGGUCCUCGCCUGUCUACGAAUGCGUGACUGAGGGCUUCGGGAUCCCGGAAGACACGCCGAGCAGACGAGCCUCCGCAGGGCGACGGAGGUCCUGGUGGAAGCGGGAUUCUGGGGACUCCCGGACGUUUUCCAGGAUGAGUCGUACAGAGGCCCUGCUGUGCUUCUGCCCUGCCCUGCAGGAGGCAACAGAGGUGACGCUGAAGACCGAGGCAGAGGCUGGUGCCAGUGGCUAUAGCGUCACGGGUGGCGGAGACCAGGGCAUCUUUGUCAAGCAAGUGCUGCAGGGCUCCUCGGCCGCCAGGCUCUUCAGCCUGAGAGAAGGGGACCAGCUGCUUAGCGCCACCAUUUUCUUCGACAACAUCAGCUAUGAGGAUGCUCUCAAAAUCCUUCAGUACUCAGAGCCGUACAAGGUCCAGUUCAGGAUCAAACGGAAACUUCCGCCCGGCGGGGAUGAAGAGUGGGCCUGCAGCACAGCUCAGCACGCCUCAAAGCGCGAGGGGAAGCAGGGCGCAGAUGUUGCUGACGGGAGCACAGACACCCCAGUGAGGACGGUGGAGGGAGACGGAGACCAGGAGAGACUCAUCUCCAAACCCAGGGAGGGCCGGAGCCGGCGGCCGCAGGGGGAGAGGCUCUCCUGGCCCAAGUUCCAAGCCAUAAGAAGCAAGCGAGGGCCGCGGAGGUCACACAGCUCCUCGGAGGCCUACGAGAGGGGCACAGUCCUGGACGUGUCCCCCACGAGCUCAGACACAGAGGCCCGGCUCCCGGCAGAGGAGCGGGAGCAGAGGGCAGGGCCCGGCAGCCAGCGGAGGAGGAGGUUCCUGAACCUGCGGUUCAAGAAGGACGGAGAGGGCAGUGAUGAAGACGACGGGAAAGCAUUCAGACAAACCCGGAGGAAGCCAAAUGGAAGACAGAAGGAAGAAAAAAUGGAGGUGGAUAUAGGCCUGGGGGUCAAGGAGGUGGGCGUCCGGGACGGCAAGUUCAAGAUGCCCAAGUUCAAGAUGCCGUCCUUCGGCGUGUCGGCGGCCGGCAAGCCCCUCGAGGCCUCGGUGGACGUGUCGCUGCCCUCGCUGCAGGCCGACGUGAAGACCAGUGACCUCAGCGUGCAGCUGCCCUCUGCCGACGUGGACGUCAAGGCCGGCGAGCUGGGCGUGAGGCUGCCCGCGGGCCCGCUGCCCGAGGGCCAGCUCCAGGGCCCGGCCGCCGGGGCCGGACUCAAGGGCCACCUGCCCAAGGUGCAGAUGCCCAGCAUCAAGAUGCCGAAAGUGGACUUCAAGGGCCCCCAGGUGGACAUCAAGGGGCCCAAGCUGGACGUGAGGGGCGCCAAGGGCGAGGUGACCGGCCCCGACGUGGAGGCGUCGCUGCCCGGCGUGGAGCUGGACAUCCAGGCGCCCGGCGCCACGCUGGAGGGCGACGUCGGCCUCGGGGACAAGGAGGGGGCCAGCAAGUUCAAGAUGCCCAAGUUCAAGAUGCCGUCCUUCGGCGUGUCGGCGGCCGGCAAGCCCCUCGAGGCCUCGGUGGACGUGUCGCUGCCCUCGCUGCAGGCCGACGUGAAGACCAGUGACCUCAGCGUGCAGCUGCCCUCUGCCGACGUGGACGUCAAGGCCGGCGAGCUGGGCGUGAGGCUGCCCGCGGGCCAGCUGCCCGAGGGCCAGCUCCAGGGCCCCGCCGCCGGAGCCGGACUCAAGGGCCACCUGCCCAAGGUGCAGAUGCCCAGCAUCAAGAUGCCGAAAGUGGACUUCAAGGGCCCCCAGGUGGACAUCAAGGGGCCCAAGCUGGACGUGAGGGGCGCCAAGGGCGAGGUGACCGGCCCCGACGUGGAGGCGUCGCUGCCCGGCGUGGAGCUGGACAUCCAGGCGCCCGGCGCCACGCUGGAGGGCGACGUCGGCCUCGGGGACAAGGAGGGGGCCAGCAAGUUCAAGAUGCCCAAGUUCAAGAUGCCGUCCUUCGGCGUGUCGGCGGCCGGCAAGGAGCUGGGGACGUCCGUGGACGUGCCGGCGCCCAAGGCCUCGGUGGACGUGUCGCUGCCCUCGCUGCAGGCCGACGUGAAGACCAGUGACCUCAGCGUGCAGCUGCCCUCUGCCGACGUGGACGUCAAGGCCGGCGAGCUGGGCGUGAGGCUGCCCGCGGGCCAGCUGCCCGAGGGCCAGCUCCAGGGCCCCGCCGCCGGAGCCGGACUCAAGGGCCACCUGCCCAAGGUGCAGAUGCCCAGCAUCAAGAUGCCGAAAGUGGACUUCAAGGGCCCCCAGGUGGACAUCAAGGGGCCCAAGCUGGACGUGAGGGGCGCCAAGGGCGAGGUGACCGGCCCCGACGUGGAGGCGUCGCUGCCCGGCGUGGAGCUGGACAUCCAGGCGCCCGGCGCCACGCUGGAGGGCGACGUCGGCCUCGGGGACAAGGAGGGGGCCAGCAAGUUCAAGAUGCCCAAGUUCAAGAUGCCGUCCUUCGGCGUGUCGGCGGCCGGCAAGCCCCUCGAGGCCUCGGUGGACGUGUCGCUGCCCUCGCUGCAGGCCGACGUGAAGACCAGUGACCUCAGCGUGCAGCUGCCCUCUGCCGACGUGGACGUCAAGGCCGGCGAGCUGGGCGUGAGGCUGCCCGCGGGCCAGCUGCCCGAGGGCCAGCUCCAGGGCCCCGCCGCCGGAGCCGGACUCAAGGGCCACCUGCCCAAGGUGCAGAUGCCCAGCAUCAAGAUGCCGAAAGUGGACUUCAAGGGCCCCCAGGUGGACAUCAAGGGGCCCAAGCUGGACGUGAGGGGCGCCAAGGGCGAGCUGACCGGCCCCGACGUGGAGGCGUCGCUGCCCGGCGUGGAGCUGGACAUCCAGGCGCCCGGCGCCACGCUGGAGGGCGACGUCGGCCUCGGGGACAAGGAGGGGGCCAGCAAGUUCAAGAUGCCCAAGUUCAAGAUGCCGUCCUUCGGCGUGUCGGCGGCCGGCAAGGAGCUGGGGACGUCCGUGGACGUGCCGGCGCCCAAGGCCUCGGUGGACGUGUCGCUGCCCUCGCUGCAGGCCGACGUGAAGACCAGUGACCUCAGCGUGCAGCUGCCCUCUGCCGACGUGGACGUCAAGGCCGGCGAGCUGGGCGUGAGGCUGCCCGCGGGCCAGCUGCCCGAGGGCCAGCUCCAGGGCCCCGCCGCCGGAGCCGGACUCAAGGGCCACCUGCCCAAGGUGCAGAUGCCCAGCAUCAAGAUGCCGAAAGUGGACUUCAAGGGCCCCCAGGUGGACAUCAAGGGGCCCAAGCUGGACGUGAGGGGCGCCAAGGGCGAGGUGACCGGCCCCGACGUGGAGGCGUCGCUGCCCGGCGUGGAGCUGGACAUCCAGGCGCCCGGCGCCACGCUGGAGGGCGACGUCGGCCUCGGGGACAAGGAGGGGGCCAGCAAGUUCAAGAUGCCCAAGUUCAAGAUGCCGUCCUUCGGCGUGUCGGCGGCCGGCAAGCCCCUCGAGGCCUCGGUGGACGUGUCGCUGCCCUCGCUGCAGGCCGACGUGAAGACCAGUGACCUCAGCGUGCAGCUGCCCUCUGCCGACGUGGACGUCAAGGCCGGCGAGCUGGGCGUGAGGCUGCCCGCGGGCCCGCUGCCCGAGGGCCAGCUCCAGGGCCCCGCCGCCGGAGCCGGACUCAAGGGCCACCUGCCCAAGGUGCAGAUGCCCAGCAUCAAGAUGCCGAAAGUGGACAUCAAGGGCCCCCAGGUGGACAUCAAGGGGCCCAAGCUGGACGUGAGGGGCGCCAAGGGCGAGGUGACCGGCCCCGACGUGGAGGCGUCGCUGCCCGGCGUGGAGCUGGACAUCCAGGCGCCCGGCGCCACGCUGGAGGGCGACGUCGGCCUCGGGGACAAGGAGGGGGCCAGCAAGUUCAAGAUGCCCAAGUUCAAGAUGCCGUCCUUCGGCGUGUCGGCGGCCGGCAAGCCCCUCGAGGCCUCGGUGGACGUGUCGCUGCCCUCGCUGCAGGCCGACGUGAAGACCAGUGACCUCAGCGUGCAGCUGCCCUCUGCCGACGUGGACGUCAAGGCCGGCGAGCUGGGCGUGAGGCUGCCCGCGGGCCAGCUGCCCGAGGGCCAGCUCCAGGGCCCCGCCGCCGGAGCCGGACUCAAGGGCCACCUGCCCAAGGUGCAGAUGCCCAGCAUCAAGAUGCCGAAAGUGGACUUCAAGGGCCCCCAGGUGGACAUCAAGGGGCCCAAGCUGGACGUGAGGGGCGCCAAGGGCGAGGUGACCGGCCCCGACGUGGAGGCGUCGCUGCCCGGCGUGGAGCUGGACAUCCAGGCGCCCGGCGCCACGCUGGAGGGCGACGUCGGCCUCGGGGACAAGGAGGGGGCCAGCAAGUUCAAGAUGCCCAAGUUCAAGAUGCCGUCCUUCGGCGUGUCGGCGGCCGGCAAGCCCCUCGAGGCCUCGGUGGACGUGUCGCUGCCCUCGCUGCAGGCCGACGUGAAGACCAGUGACCUCAGCGUGCAGCUGCCCUCUGCCGACGUGGACGUCAAGGCCGGCGAGCUGGGCGUGAGGCUGCCCGCGGGCCAGCUGCCCGAGGGCCAGCUCCAGGGCCCCGCCGCCGGAGCCGGACUCAAGGGCCACCUGCCCAAGGUGCAGAUGCCCAGCAUCAAGAUGCCGAAAGUGGACUUCAAGGGCCCCCAGGUGGACAUCAAGGGGCCCAAGCUGGACGUGAGGGGCGCCAAGGGCGAGCUGACCGGCCCCGACGUGGAGGCGUCGCUGCCCGGCGUGGAGCUGGACAUCCAGGCGCCCGGCGCCACGCUGGAGGGCGACGUCGGCCUCGGGGACAAGGAGGGGGCCAGCAAGUUCAAGAUGCCCAAGUUCAAGAUGCCGUCCUUCGGCGUGUCGGCGGCCGGCAAGGAGCUGGGGACGUCCGUGGACGUGCCGGCGCCCAAGGCCACGGCGGAGGUGAGCCUGCCCGCCGUGGCGGGCGAGGUGCGCGCCCCGGAGGGCGGCGUCCAGCUGCCGUCCGCGGACUUGGAGCUGCCGGGGGCCGAGCUGGAGGUGGCCCUGCCCGAGGGAGAGGUGGCGCUGGGCGAGCUGAAGGGCAGGGCCGACGGGGCCCGGUUCAAGGGCCACCUGCCCAAGGUGCAGAUGCCCAGCAUCAAGAUGCCCAAGGUGGACAUCAAGGGCCCCCAGGUGGACAUCAAGGGGCCGAAGCUGGACGUGAGGGGCGCCAAGGGCGAGCUGACCGGCCCCGACGUGGAGGCGUCGCUGCCCGGCGUGGAGCUGGACAUCCAGGCGCCCGGCGCCACGCUGGAGGGCGACGUCGGCCUCGGGGACAAGGAGGGGGCCAGCAAGUUCAAGAUGCCCAAGUUCAAGAUGCCGUCCUUCGGCGUGUCGGCGGCCGGCAAGCCCCUCGAGGCCUCGGUGGACGUGUCGCUGCCCUCGCUGCAGGCCGACGUGAAGACCAGUGACCUCAGCGUGCAGCUGCCCUCUGCCGACGUGGACGUCAAGGCCGGCGAGCUGGGCGUGAGGCUGCCCGCGGGCCAGCUGCCCGAGGGCCAGCUCCAGGGCCCCGCCGCCGGAGCCGGACUCAAGGGCCACCUGCCCAAGGUGCAGAUGCCCAGCAUCAAGAUGCCCAAGGUGGACAUCAAGGGCCCCCAGGUGGACAUCAAGGGGCCGAAGCUGGACGUGAGGGGCGCCAAGGGCGAGCUGACCGGCCCCGACGUGGAGGCGUCGCUGCCCGGCGUGGAGCUGGACAUCCAGGCGCCCGGCGCCACGCUGGAGGGCGACGUCGGCCUCGGGGACAAGGAGGGGGCCAGCAAGUUCAAGAUGCCCAAGUUCAAGAUGCCGUCCUUCGGCGUGUCGGCGGCCGGCAAGCCCCUCGAGGCCUCGGUGGACGUGUCGCUGCCCUCGCUGCAGGCCGACGUGAAGACCAGUGACCUCAGCGUGCAGCUGCCCUCUGCCGACGUGGACGUCAAGGCCGGCGAGCUGGGCGUGAGGCUGCCCGCGGGCCAGCUGCCCGAGGGCCAGCUCCAGGGCCCCGCCGCCGGAGCCGGACUCAAGGGCCACCUGCCCAAGGUGCAGAUGCCCAGCAUCAAGAUGCCGAAAGUGGACUUCAAGGGCCCCCAGGUGGACAUCAAGGGGCCCAAGCUGGACGUGAGGGGCGCCAAGGGCGAGCUGACCGGCCCCGACGUGGAGGCGUCGCUGCCCGGCGUGGAGCUGGACAUCCAGGCGCCCGGCGCCACGCUGGAGGGCGACGUCGGCCUCGGGGACAAGGAGGGGGCCAGCAAGUUCAAGAUGCCCAAGUUCAAGAUGCCGUCCUUCGGCGUGUCGGCGGCCGGCAAGGAGCUGGGGACGUCCGUGGACGUGCCGGCGCCCAAGGCCACGGCGGAGGUGAGCCUGCCCGCCGUGGCGGGCGAGGUGCGCGCCCCGGAGGGCGGCGUCCAGCUGCCGUCCGCGGACUUGGAGCUGCCGGGGGCCGAGCUGGAGGUGGCCCUGCCCGAGGGAGAGGUGGCGCUGGGCGAGCUGAAGGGCAGGGCCGACGGGGCCCGGUUCAAGGGCCACCUGCCCAAGGUGCAGAUGCCCAGCAUCAAGAUGCCCAAGGUGGACAUCAAGGGCCCCCAGGUGGACAUCAAGGGGCCGAAGCUGGACGUGAGGGGCGCCAAGGGCGAGCUGACCGGCCCCGACGUGGAGGCGUCGCUGCCCGGCGUGGAGCUGGACAUCCAGGCGCCCGGCGCCACGCUGGAGGGCGACGUCGGCCUCGGGGACAAGGAGGGGGCCAGCAAGUUCAAGAUGCCCAAGUUCAAGAUGCCGUCCUUCGGCGUGUCGGCGGCCGGCAAGCCCCUCGAGGCCUCGGUGGACGUGUCGCUGCCCUCGCUGCAGGCCGACGUGAAGACCAGUGACCUCAGCGUGCAGCUGCCCUCUGCCGACGUGGACGUCAAGGCCGGCGAGCUGGGCGUGAGGCUGCCCGCGGGCCAGCUGCCCGAGGGCCAGCUCCAGGGCCCCGCCGCCGGAGCCGGACUCAAGGGCCACCUGCCCAAGGUGCAGAUGCCCAGCAUCAAGAUGCCGAAAGUGGACUUCAAGGGCCCCCAGGUGGACAUCAAGGGGCCCAAGCUGGACGUGAGGGGCGCCAAGGGCGAGCUGACCGGCCCCGACGUGGAGGCGUCGCUGCCCGGCGUGGAGCUGGACAUCCAGGCGCCCGGCGCCACGCUGGAGGGCGACGUCGGCCUCGGGGACAAGGAGGGGGCCAGCAAGUUCAAGAUGCCCAAGUUCAAGAUGCCGUCCUUCGGCGUGUCGGCGGCCGGCAAGCCCCUCGAGGCCUCGGUGGACGUGUCGCUGCCCUCGCUGCAGGCCGACGUGAAGACCAGUGACCUCAGCGUGCAGCUGCCCUCUGCCGACGUGGACGUCAAGGCCGGCCGAGCUGGGCGUGAGCUGCCCGCGGGCCAGCUGCCCGAGGGCGAGCUGCAGGGCCCGGCCGCCGGGGCCGGACUCAAGGGCCACCUGCCCAAGGUGCAGAUGCCCAGCAUCAAGAUGCCGAAGGUGGACUUCAAGGGCCCCCAGGUGGACAUCAAGGGGCCCAAGCUGGACGUGAGGGGCGCCAAGGGCGAGGUGACCGGCCCCGACGUGGAGGCGUCGCUGCCCGGCGUGGAGCUGGACAUCCAGGCGCCCGGCGCCACGCUGGAGGGCGACGUCGGCCUCGGGGACAAGGAGGGGGCCAGCAAGUUCAAGAUGCCCAAGUUCAAGAUGCCGUCCUUCGGCGUGUCGGCGGCCGGCAAGCCCCUCGAGGCCUCGGUGGACGUGUCGCUGCCCUCGCUGCAGGCCGACGUGAAGACCAGUGACCUCAGCGUGCAGCUGCCCUCUGCCGACGUGGACGUCAAGGCCGGCGAGCUGGGCGUGAGGCUGCCCGCGGGCCAGCUGCCCGAGGGCCAGCUCCAGGGCCCCGCCGCCGGAGCCGGACUCAAGGGCCACCUGCCCAAGGUGCAGAUGCCCAGCAUCAAGAUGCCGAAAGUGGACUUCAAGGGCCCCCAGGUGGACAUCAAGGGGCCCAAGCUGGACGUGAGGGGCGCCAAGGGCGAGGUGACCGGCCCCGACGUGGAGGCGUCGCUGCCCGGCGUGGAGCUGGACAUCCAGGCGCCCGGCGCCACGCUGGAGGGCGACGUCGGCCUCGGGGACAAGGAGGGGGCCAGCAAGUUCAAGAUGCCCAAGUUCAAGAUGCCGUCCUUCGGCGUGUCGGCGGCCGGCAAGGAGCUGGGGACGUCCGUGGACGUGCCGGCGCCCAAGGCCACGGCGGAGGUGAGCCUGCCCGCCGUGGCGGGCGAGGUGCGCGCCCCGGAGGGCGGCGUCCAGCUGCCGUCCGCGGACUUGGAGCUGCCGGGGGCCGAGCUGGAGGUGGCCCUGCCCGAGGGAGAGGUGGCGCUGGGCGAGCUGAAGGGCAGGGCCGACGGGGCCCGGUUCAAGGGCCACCUGCCCAAGGUGCAGAUGCCCAGCAUCAAGAUGCCCAAAGUGGACAUCAAGGGCCCCCAGGUGGACAUCAAGGGGCCGAAGCUGGACGUGAGGGGCGCCAAGGGCGAGCUGACCGGCCCCGACGUGGAGGCGUCGCUGCCCGGCGUGGAGCUGGACAUCCAGGCGCCCGGCGCCACGCUGGAGGGCGACGUCGGCCUCGGGGACAAGGAGGGGGCCAGCAAGUUCAAGAUGCCCAAGUUCAAGAUGCCGUCCUUCGGCGUGUCGGCGGCCGGCAAGCCCCUCGAGGCCUCGGUGGACGUGUCGCUGCCCUCGCUGCAGGCCGACGUGAAGACCAGUGACCUCAGCGUGCAGCUGCCCUCUGCCGACGUGGACGUCAAGGCCGGCGAGCUGGGCGUGAGGCUGCCCGCGGGCCAGCUGCCCGAGGGCCAGCUCCAGGGCCCCGCCGCCGGAGCCGGACUCAAGGGCCACCUGCCCAAGGUGCAGAUGCCCAGCAUCAAGAUGCCGAAAGUGGACUUCAAGGGCCCCCAGGUGGACAUCAAGGGGCCCAAGCUGGACGUGAGGGGCGCCAAGGGCGAGCUGACCGGCCCCGACGUGGAGGCGUCGCUGCCCGGCGUGGAGCUGGACAUCCAGGCGCCCGGCGCCACGCUGGAGGGCGACGUCGGCCUCGGGGACAAGGAGGGGGCCAGCAAGUUCAAGAUGCCCAAGUUCAAGAUGCCGUCCUUCGGCGUGUCGGCGGCCGGCAAGGAGCUGGGGACGUCCGUGGACGUGCCGGCGCCCAAGGCCACGGCGGAGGUGAGCCUGCCCGCCGUGGCGGGCGAGGUGCGCGCCCCGGAGGGCGGCGUCCAGCUGCCGUCCGCGGACUUGGAGCUGCCGGGGGCCGAGCUGGAGGUGGCCCUGCCCGAGGGAGAGGUGGCGCUGGGCGAGCUGAAGGGCAGGGCCGACGGGGCCCGGUUCAAGGGCCACCUGCCCAAGGUGCAGAUGCCCAGCAUCAAGAUGCCCAAGGUGGACAUCAAGGGCCCCCAGGUGGACAUCAAGGGGCCGAAGCUGGACGUGAGGGGCGCCAAGGGCGAGCUGACCGGCCCCGACGUGGAGGCGUCGCUGCCCGGCGUGGAGCUGGACAUCCAGGCGCCCGGCGCCACGCUGGAGGGCGACGUCGGCCACGGGGACAAGGAGGGGGCCAGCAAGUUCAAGAUGCCCAAGUUCAAGAUGCCGUCCUUCGGCGUGUCGGCGGCCGGCAAGCCCCUCGAGGCCUCGGUGGACGUGUCGCUGCCCUCGCUGCAGGCCGACGUGAAGACCAGUGACCUCAGCGUGCAGCUGCCCUCUGCCGACGUGGACGUCAAGGCCGGCGAGCUGGGCGUGAGGCUGCCCGCGGGCCAGCUGCCCGAGGGCCAGCUCCAGGGCCCCGCCGCCGGAGCCGGACUCAAGGGCCACCUGCCCAAGGUGCAGAUGCCCAGCAUCAAGAUGCCCAAGGUGGACAUCAAGGGCCCCCAGGUGGACAUCAAGGGGCCCAAGCUGGACGUGAGGGGCGCCAAGGGCGAGCUGACCGGCCCCGACGUGGAGGCGUCGCUGCCCGGCGUGGAGCUGGACAUCCAGGCGCCCGGCGCCACGCUGGAGGGCGACGUCGGCCUCGGGGACAAGGAGGGGGCCAGCAAGUUCAAGAUGCCCAAGUUCAAGAUGCCGUCCUUCGGCGUGUCGGCGGCCGGCAAGCCCCUCGAGGCCUCGGUGGACGUGUCGCUGCCCUCGCUGCAGGCCGACGUGAGCCUGCCCGCCGUGGCGGGCGAGGUGCGCGCCCCGGAGGGCGGCGUCCAGCUGCCGUCCGCGGACUUGGAGCUGCCGGGGGCCGAGCUGGAGGUGGCCCUGCCCGAGGGAGAGGUGGCGCUGGGCGAGCUGAAGGGCAGGGCCGACGGGGCCCGGUUCAAGGGCCACCUGCCCAAGGUGCAGAUGCCCAGCAUCAAGAUGCCCAAGGUGGACAUCAAGGGCCCCCAGGUGGACAUCAAGGGGCCGAAGCUGGACGUGAGGGGCGCCAAGGGCGAGCUGACCGGCCCCGACGUGGAGGCGUCGCUGCCCGGCGUGGAGCUGGACAUCCAGGCGCCCGGCGCCACGCUGGAGGGCGACGUCGGCCUCGGGGACAAGGAGGGGGCCAGCAAGUUCAAGAUGCCCAAGUUCAAGAUGCCGUCCUUCGGCGUGUCGGCGGCCGGCAAGCCCCUCGAGGCCUCGGUGGACGUGUCGCUGCCCUCGCUGCAGGCCGACGUGAAGACCAGUGACCUCAGCGUGCAGCUGCCCUCUGCCGACGUGGACGUCAAGGCCGGCGAGCUGGGCGUGAGGCUGCCCGCGGGCCAGCUGCCCGAGGGCCAGCUCCAGGGCCCCGCCGCCGGAGCCGGACUCAAGGGCCACCUGCCCAAGGUGCAGAUGCCCAGCAUCAAGAUGCCGAAAGUGGACUUCAAGGGCCCCCAGGUGGACAUCAAGGGGCCCAAGCUGGACGUGAGGGGCGCCAAGGGCGAGCUGACCGGCCCCGACGUGGAGGCGUCGCUGCCCGGCGUGGAGCUGGACAUCCAGGCGCCCGGCGCCACGCUGGAGGGCGACGUCGGCCUCGGGGACAAGGAGGGGGCCAGCAAGUUCAAGAUGCCCAAGUUCAAGAUGCCGUCCUUCGGCGUGUCGGCGGCCGGCAAGGCGCUGGGGACGUCCGUGGACGUGUCGCCCCUCGAGGCCUCGGUGGACGUGUCGCUGCCCUCGCUGCAGGCCGACGUGAAGACCAGUGACCUCAGCGUGCAGCUGCCCUCUGCCGACGUGGACGUCAAGGCCGGCGAGCUGGGCGUGAGGCUGCCCGCGGGCCAGCUGCCCGAGGGCCAGCUCCAGGGCCCCGCCGCCGGAGCCGGACUCAAGGGCCACCUGCCCAAGGUGCAGAUGCCCAGCAUCAAGAUGCCGAAAGUGGACUUCAAGGGCCCCCAGGUGGACAUCAAGGGGCCCAAGCUGGACGUGAGGGGCGCCAAGGGCGAGGUGACCGGCCCCGACGUGGAGGCGUCGCUGCCCGGCGUGGAGCUGGACAUCCAGGCGCCCGGCGCCACGCUGGAGGGCGACGUCGGCCUCGGGGACAAGGAGGGGGCCAGCAAGUUCAAGAUGCCCAAGUUCAAGAUGCCGUCCUUCGGCGUGUCGGCGGCCGGCAAGCCCCUCGAGGCCUCGGUGGACGUGUCGCUGCCCUCGCUGCAGGCCGACGCCUCGGUGGACGUGUCGCUGCCCUCGCUGCAGGCCGACGUGAAGACCAGUGACCUCAGCGUGCAGCUGCCCUCUGCCGACGUGGACGUCAAGGCCGGCGAGCUGGGCGUGAGGCUGCCCGCGGGCCAGCUGCCCGAGGGCCAGCUCCAGGGCCCCGCCGCCGGAGCCGGACUCAAGGGCCACCUGCCCAAGGGGCAGAUGCCCAGCAUCAAGAUGCCGAAUGUGGACUUCAAGGGCCCCCAGGUGGACAUCAAGGGGCCCAAGCUGGACGUGAGGGGCGCCAAGGGCGAGGUGACCGGCCCCGACGUGGAGGCGUCGCUGCCCGGCGUGGAGCUGGACAUCCAGGCGCCCGGCGCCACGCUGGAGGGCGACGUCGGCCUCGGGGACAAGGAGGGGGCCAGCAAGUUCAAGAUGCCCAAGUUCAAGAUGCCGUCCUUCGGCGUGUCGGCGGCCGGCAAGCCCCUCGAGGCCUCGGUGGACGUGUCGCUGCCCUCGCUGCAGGCCGACGUGAAGACCAGUGACCUCAGCGUGCAGCUGCCCUCUGCCGACGUGGACGUCAAGGCCGGCGAGCUGGGCGUGAGGCUGCCCGCGGGCCAGCUGCCCGAGGGCCAGCUCCAGGGCCCCGCCGCCGGAGCCGGACUCAAGGGCCACCUGCCCAAGGUGCAGAUGCCCAGCAUCAAGAUGCCGAAAGUGGACUUCAGGGGCCCCCAGGUGGACAUCAAGGGGCCCAAGCUGGACGUGAGGGGCGCCAAGGGCGAGCUGACCGGCCCCGACGUGCGGGUGUCGGUUCCCGGCGUUGAGGAGGAUCUACAGGCUCAUAGUACCACGCAGGAGGGGGACAUCAUUUUCGUCAGCAAGGAAGGUGCCGUCAAGGGUAGCAAGUUCAAGUUGCCGAAGGUCAGCAUGCCUUUUUUUAGGUCCUCAUCUAGUAAGGCUGUGUUGCAGUCUGAAAUUCCUGGUGGCGCAAUUCCUGCUGAACCAGGCUCCGCUCCAGUCGACUCCCUUGACCCCGUGGGUCCAGCUGAUUAUUCUCUUUCCAUCGUCGAUCUUGAUGGGUCCUGUUCAGGCCACCAAACUUUAGAAAAGAGCAAAAUGAAGAAACCUCAGUUUAGAAAAUCCAAGGUGGUUUCUGCUCCUGAAAAGUCGCCUCAGAUCCCCAGUGCUGCUGAAGGCGGCCCCGAGUCUGGCCCUGCGUCUGCCGCGGCCACUACACGCCUGGCUGUUGGCACGUGUGUCGGGGCGUCUGGGGGUCCUCAGGAGCCCUCUGUGCGCAUGUCUCGACUGGGCUGGCCCAGUGCUUCGUCCGGCAGCUUCCAUAUCAGUGGUCAGCGUGCCGAGCCCUCUGCCAUCCAUUCAUGGGAGAGGGUCAUUCUUACAAAAUACCAGGUGACCCCCCCCACAGCCCCUGCCUCUGCGGAGCUUCCUGAGGAAGCCCCUUCUGAGACCCAGGGGGCAGCUCAGCACGUCAGCACAGGGUGCUCUGAAGAACCCCCGUCCUGGGAGAGUGUCCCUUUGUCCUCGGGCAGUCACCCAGGCCCGGUGGAUGCGCUGGUGGGCACGUCUGGUGGCCAGGUGACUUUUCCUAAAUUCCAUCGACCCAAGUUCAGGUUCCCAGGCCCCGAGACCUCAUCGGCCGAUGACAAGCCACAGGCCGGGGGGUGGGCCCUGUCUCCCACUAGUCCAGUGUGGGGACCAGACUCCGGGGAAGCCGCUGUGAGCUGGUGGUCAGGCACGCAGCCACCAUGCGCCAGUGUCUCUGUGUCCGAGGGGACAGAAGACCCCACAGGUUGUGCUAAGCCAUCAGCAGUGGCCUCAGGUAGGGGCCCAGCUGAAGACACUGAGCGUGAUGGGAAAAGCAGCUCCCUAAAAAUGCCGCGUCUCCGGCUCCCGUCCCUCCGGCGGUCUCCAAAGAAGGAGGCGGUGCCCAAAGCGGACCCUGGACAGAGGCCAGCUGUUGCAGCAGGUGGGCCUAGUGCCCCCGGGGAUGUACCUCCUGACAUGGACGGAGAGAAGGGGAGAGUGAAGACGUCCGGCUUUGCCGCGCCCAAACUGGUACUGCCCAAAAUGAAGCCUUCCAAGGGCGGGGACCCGGAGCCUCCCCUUGGCAGCGCCACUGGCUCCGCCGCAGGGCUGGCCCCUCAUGCCGUCACGGGGGUCAGCGCCGAGGGCGCUGCCAGUGGCAGGGGCCCCGCAUCUGGCCCCCUGGACAGAGCGGGCACCGAUGCCCCCCUGCCGCAGGCCCUCCGCCCCAGUGGGGGCUUUGCCGAGCCUGACCUUCCCCCGCCAGCCCCGGUGGCGGUGAGCCCGGCUGCAGGUGGCCUUCCCCCGCCGGCACACGGCCUGUCUCCUGGAGAGGGCAGCGAGGGGCAUGGGCUUGGGGCUGGCUCAGCCAGCCAGCCUCUGGGGGCGGCGGCAGCCCCCUCCACAGAAGCCCCCCUCCAGGCAGCCAGUAGCCCCGCAGCCCCCGCAGCCCCCGCAGUGGGAAUCAUGGACAGGGAUGCGGCAGCAGGAGCCGAGCCGGCCAGCUCACAGGACAGCUGGUUCUGGAUGCCCUCGCUCCGCCUGCCCAGUUUCUGGCGCUCCUCCAAGGAGCGGGGUGCCGCUGCCGGGCCCGGCACUCAGCGCGACACAGAGGCAGCAGCUACAGUCACAAGCCCCGGGGUCUGUGCCCCUGGGUCAGAGGUGGCUGCACCUGCGUCCCCACCGCCCCCAGAGGCAGAGGGAGAGGCGUUAAGGCCAAGCCUCGACAGCAGAGGCUGGCAGCCGUGCCUGCCCCCCGCCACAGUGUCCUCGGACGAGCUCCCUGCUGCUGAGCGCGCCAGGCCUGGCCCCCGCGACGGCUCCCUGCCCCGGCAGGUGGCUGGAGGGAGACCUUCCAAAACCCACGCUCCUCCGGGCGAAGCAGUCGAGACCUCUGCCGGGGGUGCCGGGAGAGCGGAGCGCCAGCCUUGCCCACCCGAAGGCCCUCUUACGCUGAAGGCUUCCAGGACCGACCUGCCGGCCCAGGUCUCCAUCAUCGACGUGCGGCAGGUCUGGGCGGGCUCUGUGCACACUGUCAAGUUCCCCGUGUUAAAGGUGCCCAGGUUCACCUUCCCGGCCCCCGGCCCUGAGGCCGGUGUCUGUGUCCCAGCCACGAGCGAGGUGUGGUGCAGGGACAGCAGCUGGGGCCGGGGCCUGGCCCUGCGUGAGGACAGCCCCGGCGUCGGGAGCACCAGCUUCCUGAAGGCAAGCGCUGGGGCCCCCGGGCAGCAGCCCGUGGCCCUUGACCUCCCCUCAGAUGCUUCCCCCGUUUCCAAGGUCAGGGUGCACAUUCAAGGCGCUGGGGUCGAGGGCCAAGAGGUCACCGGACACAGUGGGGUUGCAGCAGAUCUCGCCGACCUGCCGGGCCCGGAGGCUUUUUCCACUCAGAUCGUGCGUGAGGCGCAGGUGCCAGCCUCCCACAUCCAGACACCUUCCUACGGGUUCUCUUUGCUGAAGGGCAAGAUCCUGGAGGUACCGCUGCAGGCGCAGGUGCACCUGGUCUCUCUGGACGCUCAGGCCCCUGCGGGCUUGCCAGCAGCUGCCAGGCAGGCGGCCCCAGGAGCUGAGCCCAUUUGCAGAGCACUCCCGCCUGACGCUGGAGAACCGUUUGAGAUCCUCUCUUCCAGCGCCCACGUGCCGGGCCCACCGACGUCGGCGUGUGAAGUGCGCUCGGGCCCCCAGCUUGCAGACAGCUGUUCGGACGAGGAGCCUGCGGAAAUCCUCGAACUCACCCCUGACGUCGGCCCAGAUGACGAUGGGGCCCCCGCAGAGAAGGCUGGGAGCCAACGGCCCUCCGGCCGGUUCAGGUUUUGGCUCCCGAGCAUUGGGUUUUCUUCCUCUGUGGGUGACGCGAGCGCUGGCCCCGCAGAAGCCGCGCCAACCCCAGCUCCGCCUGCGCCCAUCCAGACGCAGCCCGAGGCCCGCCCCGGCGCGGAGCCUCCGAAGAAGCCCGAGAAGGCCGGCUGGUUCCGAUUUCCCAAGUUAGGGUUCUCCUCCUCUCCCAGCAAGAAGGGGGGAAGUGCUGGGGACGACGAGGCAGGUCUGGAGGAGCCGAAGCUCCAGGAAGAAGCGGUCACCUUUUUUGAUGCCCGAGAAAGCUUCUCCGUGGAGGAGCAGGAGGAUGGGGAGUCCACUGAGGCUGCAGGCGCCGGGCCCGCCCCCAGCGCCGGGAGGUCCGCGGCGAGAGCAACUUAGCCAGGCUGAAGCCGGGCCGAAAAGCCAGCGCUGAGCCCGCUACCAAGUGAGGCCGCAGCUGUGGCUCUCCAGGGGGGACAGAGGCACGAAGCCAGCGAG